This is a messenger RNA of Chara braunii, 1585 nucleotides long. Lineage: Eukaryota; Viridiplantae; Streptophyta; Charophyceae; Charales; Characeae. The record is from the annotation of a GenBank genome assembly.
UGAGGUUCAGGAUCAGCGCUGUAACCAGGGUGGACAUGUCGGCGAAGUUUCAACAGCAUUGCAGCAGAGAUUAUGCGCUCUGAGUGAAGCGGGAAAUGCCCUUUUCGAACAAUCCCCCGCCUGCGGAGCGGGGGAGAAGGUGCGCAGACGCUGCGGAAGCGCUAGUCAGUUGAUUAGUCCCUCGUCAUCGAUCGAUCGCACCGUCGAUCAAUCCAUUGUAGGACGAAAGGUGCUUGCUUUGCGAAGCGAUGGCGAUGGCGGCGGCGGAGACACUCGGACAGCGCGGCGCAUGUUGCGCCUGCGGUGCUGCAGCGCGGACCGCGGAAUCCGGCGGGAGAGAGAUCAUCGCUUAUCAUCACAGCUCCACUGUUUCCGCGAGGCUUGUCAGUCGGACCGCGGAAGACCUGGCCAGCGGAAGAAGGGGGAGGGGGAGACUGCGGAGGACGUGGUGGCUCGAAUCGGCGCGACGCUCUAACGAUUUCCCAUCGUCCUCAAAUUACGUAAUUUCAGGACAUGACCGACUUGCUUUCUCCUCCUGCUCAUCGACAACAUCUCCUUCUCCCUCGUUCCUGAUCGCCUCCGCCUCCGCCUCCGCCUCCGCCUCCGCCUCCGCCUCCGUCGCCGCCGCCGCCGCCGCAGCCGCUGACGGGGCAGGGGCAGGGGAUACAGCCGUUGCCACGCCGCCGCCGCCAUCGCCAGAGAGUGGCGGAGAUUCCGCUGGCGGCGGAGAGCACGCGCAGUUGAUGGACGAAAGCCAUACUCUCACUCUUGAUGGGAUUAGGAACACACUGAUUCGAUUAGAAGACAGCAUAAUCUUCCACUUGAUUGAGCGGGCUCAGUACAAGUGGAAUCUUCCCACCUACGACGCGAGGAUGAUCUCUGUUCCCCCUCACAAUGUCUCUCUCCUUGCCUUUCUCUUGAGGGAGACAGAGCGACUCCACUCCAACGUUCGUCGCUACACUAGUCCUGACGAGCACCCGUUCUUCCCCGACGCCAUCGAGAGACCUCUCCUGCCUCCUCUCCUCUAUCCCAAGGUCCUGUGCGCGGGCUCCUGUGGUGUCAAUGUCAAUCCGGCGAUCUGGAAGAUGUACAUAGAAUGGCUUGUCCCACAACUGACAGAAGAGGGCGAUGACAAGAACUACGGAUCGGCUGCGACGUGUGACGUGCUGUGCCUGCAGGCUCUGUCGCGUCGAAUCCACUAUGGGAAAUUCGUGGCAGAAGCCAAGUAUAGACAAGCGAUGGAAGAGUACGACCGACUCAUUUAUAACAAAGAUAGAGAAGGGAUAAUGAAGAAACUUACUGUCAAGGCUGUUGAGGAUGCAGUCGUUCGACGAGUAGAACUGAAGGCGAGGACCUUUGGUCAAGACAUCUUCGAGUCGGGCGUCGCCGCCGCGUGCGACAGCGAGGAGCCGCGCAAGAUCGACCCCAAAAUCGUCGCUCGUCUUUAUCAAGACGGCAUCAUGCCGCUUACCAAGGAGGUGGAGGUUGAGUACCUUCUUCGCCGUCUCGACUUUCCCAGGACACCUUGAUUCACUGUCGAAUCACCGAGCCAUCCACCUGUUCAUUCAUUCCGCCGAUUAGGCAC